Molecule: messenger RNA, 9773 nt
Organism: Pomacea canaliculata
Lineage: Eukaryota; Metazoa; Mollusca; Gastropoda; Architaenioglossa; Ampullariidae
Product: retinoic acid receptor alpha-A-like
Exons: 10
Coding region: 1292-2644 (450 amino acids)
Biological process (GO): regulation of transcription by RNA polymerase II; cellular response to corticotropin-releasing hormone stimulus; retinoic acid receptor signaling pathway
Cellular component (GO): nucleus; transcription regulator complex
Molecular function (GO): zinc ion binding; RNA polymerase II cis-regulatory region sequence-specific DNA binding; nuclear receptor activity
Source: RefSeq, a predicted model, not a curated record
GGGAAUGUUGGCACGCAAUCAAAACGGAGAGAAGGAAUCUCUUCUUCGAGUUGGUUGAUAGACAAAUCUCUGUUUAUUUUUAAUGUCGCAGUUUUUGUUGAUUUCUGCAAACUGAACGUCUGCUAAAUAUUUUCGUGAACCCGAAUGCGUGUCCUUCGAACGCUGACCUGACCUAUUUUCCCGCGUGCACUUCGACCUAGCUUUGAUGGCAAAGACGUGUGGGGUGUGAAAGGUCAUGCACGCCCGCCCGCUCUGCCCAUGUUUCCCUCAACCCACACGGAGGUUAGCGUGCGGAUGGGGAGGGGCGUUUUAUUUUUAGAAACUCCUUCCCUAGUCCAGGCCGGAAGUGGCAGGGGAGGGGGUGAGGCAGUAACCAAGAAACGUAGAGGCGGGGUGAAGGGGAGGCACAUGGCGGGGGGACUCCAGCACACGACGUACACACCAAAGCGGGUCAGCGGCCAGGGGGGGCUGACCUUGAGAGGCAGGCUAUCCCUCCCUCCCACACACACACCUUCCUUCCCGCCCCACCUCGGGGGGUUGUUUGUGAGCGGCCAGCCGACAGGCCAUGGCGGCCAUCUCUACCUCCAAUCAACUGCUGAGUUCGUUUCUUCGAUUUUGUUUACCGAGUUAUUUUUACUCAAGCCCUCAAAGCUCGUUAAGCUGAGGAGGAGGAGGAGGCAGUGACGUCAGUCCCAGAAGAAGUGUUUGUGUGUCUGUUGGUGGGGAAAGUGUUGCUAUCCUCCGAGGUGUUUGUGUGUGGAAGACGCUCAUGUUGCCUGACUUUAUAACGGACUCGUGUGUCGACAGUCGCCUUUGUGAAGUCACCAGCACGCGAAUCUUAUCGGCUGAGCUCUCCACACUGACCUACUUUGCCCGCCAAGCAGAACAGCCCAAUGGGUAAUUGGGUCGCGCGCUGGCCUACUUGAGGGCCGCGGUGUUAAAGUGCGUGGAGUUGUUGUUCCGUGUGGAGCGUGGGGCGUGCGCCGUGUGUGUGUGUGCGAGCGAGCGACGCUCGGACAGUGGAGAGCGGUCCGCCGUGACUACCACCGACACACCAACGGACGUGUAGUCCACCCUCCCUGCCGGCCUGGCCACGCACACCAUUCAGUAGUGACGGCCAGGGUGAGGCUGUGGUACAGGACGGACGGCUGGCUGGCAGGACGAGUACCUACCUACCCUGUGGAUAACGGCGGAGGUCAGAGCGUCGUAAAGUGCACUAACCGAUGCUUUCGCCAAGGAGGUGGCAGUAGCGAUGUGGAUCCGGCGCUGCUCUUGAUGACCGCACGGCAAGAUGAACCAGAACAUGGGUACCUCCCCUCGUGGCAAUGACCACCCCACCGCCGGCCUGCGCCCCCCCGACACGCACGCAGCAGUAACAACGGCGGUGGAUACGGGUACGUAUGGUACGUGGAUCCGGUUCCGUAUACCCCAGGAGCAGCAAGCGGCUGCGAGCUUUGUGGGUCCCCCCCACUUCUCCAUGUUCGACCAGAGCACCCACCCCAGUCAGAGCCGCAAGGAGGGAGCGGGGUCACUGUAUGAGACACACGGCAGUUUGUACGGGUCGCUGCACAGUCCUUCGGGGUUACGAGAACAUGGCGCCUCUCCCCCGCCCCCACCCCGGGUGUACAAACCGUGUGUCGUCUGUAACGACAAGUCUUCGGGGUACCACUAUGGCGUCAGCUCGUGCGAAGGCUGUAAGGGAUUCUUUCGGCGAAGUGUGCAAAAGAACAUGCAGUACACGUGCCACAAGGACAAGAACUGCGCCAUCAACAAAGUCACGCGCAACCGCUGCCAGUACUGCCGCCUGCAGAAGUGUCUGGCCAUGGGCAUGUCCAAAGAAGCUGUGCGCAACGACCGGAACAAGAAGCGGAAGCACAAGCCGGAGAGUACGAGCGGGCUGACGGAGGAGCUGACGGAGGACGAGCAGAUGUUGAUCCAAGACAUCCUGGAGGCUCAUCGGGACACGCUACCCGCCAAUGAGAACGGCGCUAACCUGCCGCUAAACACGGAGAAGCCCGGGGACUGCACCAAGUUGGGAUUCUUAUGGGAGAAAGUGACCGAACUGUCCUCAGCUGGCAUAGUUAAAAUUGUGGACUUCGCCAAAAAGAUUCCUGGAUUUUUAUCAUUGUCUACCUCAGAUCAAAUCACUCUACUCAAGGCAGCAUGUCUAGAAAUUUUGAUACUGCGCAUUAGUUACCAGUACUGCGCGGACAAGGACAUGAUCCGCUUCUCCAGCGGCCUGUGGCUCAACCGCGAGAGUCUGCAGCAGGGAGGCUUCGGGCCGCUGGCGUCCACCAUCUUCGGCUUCGCGCAGUCGCUGAAAGCACUGGACACCGACGAGGCGGAGUUCGCCAUGUUGUCAGCCAUCUGUCUCAUCAGUGGAGAUCGCUCGGGGCUGAAGGACGUGGACAAGAUCGAGCAGAUGCAAGAGCCGAUGGUGGAGGCGCUGAAGCACUAUAUGCGGUCCCGAAGGCAGGACCAACCCAACGUCUUCGCCAAGCUGCUAAUGAAGGUGACGGACCUCCGGAGUAUCAGCGUGAAAGGUGCCGAGCGCGUGCUUCACCUGCGACUAGAGAUGACGGACGAGCUGCCUCCCCUCAUCAUCGAGAUGCUGGACAGAACGGAAAACGUUUGCAUCCCCUGACUUCCGCUUCCCCGUCUGUCGGACGCUGUCUACGUCACACAUGGCUCAGUGCCAACAGUCAGAAGCAAGACGCUGGACUUGGGAGGGAGCCCACGUCACAUCCGGCCGGACCACCCCGGGUGGUUGGCUUCAGUGCGGCUUGACCCGAACUCAUUGUUACUCAUGACAGGACGUGGUUUUACGCAGCCGAUGUGUCGGCGAUGGAGGGGUGGGGUGAAGGUGGUUGGGGAAAGGUACCGCAGACUGGUUGGUUGCCAUGGUCAAACGGCAAGUGCGCGCAUGCGCCAAAAAUCCUAUCCGGAGACCUCAGGAGCAGACGGCACUGACCAUCGACAAGGCCAGGAGCAGAAUGGUCAACCAACCACUGCACACAUCGGUACAGAAUGCGACAGUUUGUUUGACUACCGCGACCUUCCAGAGCAGCAUGCUGUUGUGUACAUACGAACAAUGACAAAUCAUAUUCCUGUGUUAACUAACCUCACUGGCGCCACAGUUACGGGUUCGUGGCCGCUGGGUUCAAAUGUCACUGCGCUAGUAAAACUCAGUUGUAAACUACCUUGCCACCUACCGCUGGGAUAUCAGCGAAACCAGGUAGGCUAUGGUUGUGGAACCGGGUACACGGUCAUGGGAAAAGGGCCUUGGGCUAUUUUCUUCUUUCUUUUUUUUUUUUUUUUUUUUUAUUCUGGCUACUCAAACAUGCCGCGGCUGAAUCCCGUUUAGGAUCUGAGAGAUGAGAAUGGAGGCCUAGUGUGUUGGUGUGCCACUCCUGCUUGGCAAUAAUACAUAAGCGCAGCUGCUGCAGCCUUUAUCAUCUAGUAACAGCUACUUGUAUGUAACAGCUACUUGUAGUAUGUAACAGCUACCCGUGGUACCUCUGUGCUGUGUGCAGCACACCAUGGCAUCUCAGCAGACUGGCGUUCUGCAAAAAAAAAAAAAAGGAAAGCCAUGAAAAUUUCCUUUUCAAGAUCUGGGCAGCUACUUCGUGGUACUAUUUAAUGUGAAACUAUUCUCUCUCUCGCUUUCUCGUGAAUGGCCCGGCCAGCUAGUGCAUGCGAGUUCAGUAGAGUAAUGAGACUAGGUGCAGUUUCAGUGUUUUUAAUUCUCAGGGAGACAACAAUGCAUCCUUACUCCACGUUAUGCACAACGGACGUAGGUGCGUAUUUCCAGUCGUUGCCUCCGGACAGAAAUGGCGGCGGCCAGGAGGGAAAGCGGCAGUAAACAGAUCUGGAGCGAACGUCCGCAACCCAUAAACCCCUCCUCCACCCCGACAAGCCCCACUCUCCUUCCCCUCCGCAUCCUCCAUACCGAUGUUGCGCACACCCCCAGCGUAAAUGUCACCAUCCAGCCAAUGCACCAUUUCCGGUUAUUUUUCAUGCAGUUCUCUUCCCUUGCGCCCUCCUCUCCUCCUCCCACCCUUACCUCUCCACCCGCAUUUUUCCACCCUUCCUUCCACCUGCUUUGCCCCUCCGCUGUGUGUGCGUGUGAGGAUGUGCGUCUCGCUCCGCUCCGUGUUUUGCGCACGUCACAGUUGGUGGGAGCGUGCGGAGGAGUGGGAGGAGCGGUCUGCGGCCUACAAACCACGCCUUUUCGCGGACCAAACGUGACAUGAGGGCGCUGUGACCUACGAACUUUGGCCAAUGCCUCCUUCCGCUGGUGCGCCGGGAGGGAGGUAUGGGGGAGGAGGCGGAUGCACGCACAGACAACGCACGCCCAACGUGCUUGUGUUUUCACCUCUUUCCCCCCUCGGGUUGGUUUGUUUGUUUGUGUGUGCGUGGGUUUGUUUUCUGAUAGACCCCUUACCCUGCCUGCUCUCCAGUUGGACGGUGAACUUAGAUGGUUGUGCAUUACGGUGUUUUGCGUUACAUAUUCACAGAGUUGUUGUUAUGUCUCCCCGUGGACUGCCGGGUCACACAGACAGGUAUUCACACCUUGCAGUCACGUGUGGCGAGGCCCCGGCAUCCUCCCACGUAAUUUAUUGCACUCAGCCUCGCUUGGUGUUCUAUGUUGACGAGCUGCUGAGUGCUACUCAGACUAUUUAUAGCCUCGAUGUGUAGGUACAGGCUGUCACAGGUAAAUGAUGUAUGCAAAGGUGUCGGGUUCAAAGAACCGUCGCACCUAUGUUGUGUACCUGCGCGUGCUGUCUCUUUGUUGAUGGCUGCAUAAUAAGAGUUUUAAGUUUACUUUCACACUUAUCAUCCUUUAAGCUUGUUUUACUGGUGUGAUCAUUAUUUGUCACGUUUGAGUGCCAUAUUGAGAGAGAGAGAGAGAGUGGAGAAAUAAAGUUUGUCCGGAUGUGAGGUGCGCGUGAGGACGCGUGCGUUGUGCGUGUAGUCGAUGUGUUCAGACAUGCAUGGAUUCCCGGUGCGCGUGCAGUCUUUCAAUGAAGUCUUUUUUCAACAAGUUUGUGCAAGUUUAUUGCUAAGUUGUGUGUGAGAGAGAGCACGUGUGUGCGUGUGGACAUGUUUAUGUUUGUGCGGGGCUGGAGUGCAUAGGAUGUGCGUAUCUCCUCUCCGUACAUAAAAGUGUACAUAAAGUCUACUGGGUGAGCGUGUUCUACGGAAAGUGCUAUGUGUGACACCGUUCAUGCAAUCCACUGCAGGGUAAGUACUGUUUUACAGUAUUAUAUGCUUAUUAGUCACCAGAUUAUAUUUUCACUUUAACAAACCACAAGCAUCAAAACAGUGUUACCUUUACAGAUUACAGACGACGCUUUCAUUUCAGCGCAAAUUACUACAAAAAUAAAUGUCGGGGAACAGAACUCGGAUAAAACCUAUAUUUCGCAUUGAAACCAUUAAGACUUGCACGAAUACUCCGGAGAUUGUCUUAGAACUUGUUGGACCACCACGCCAUGUCUGCGUCCUCCAUUUUGUGACGUCACCAGGUGACUUGUCAGGUGUUGGAGAGUGAUCCAUGAUCAAUUUGUGAACAGUGGUUCCGGGUGUCAGUGGAAUGAUCAGUGAAAGGUGUGGUAGAGGUUAAAUGCUUCGGUGUAGUCUGAUCUGGUAAUGUCUAACUUUCUUACAUUUCCUCUGGUGAAUUAUAAAUUUUCAAGGAAAUUAAAGAAAAAGAUUUUAAGCUAAAUUAGCCAAGGUUCCCAUGAUGCAUCUCAUUAAAAGAGAAGUACAUGAUAAAUAAUCUGCGAUCAAACUCAUUAACGUAAGUCACACACAUUCAUUUCUGUGAAAUUGUUACCCAAAGUAUUUAUUUUAUUAUUCAGUAGGCAGGCUUUGAUUGCAAGUAGUCGUUUAGUUCUUUCUUUCGUGGCUGAGAUGGUCUCUUUACAAUCGUCGAUCUCACCGAGACUGCAAGUGCCUUCAAUAACUGUUCAUCCCAUCCUGCUUCAUCAUCUGAGCCCAUGCUUUCCAUUGCCAUGGUCUUCACACAUGGCCUCCAUCCCACGAUUGUGACAAUCCGUCACCAUGUCAUCAAAGUAAAGGAUGUCUUUGAAAAAAUAAUUUCAGUUGCUUUGCCUCUGAUGUCGUCAGUAAAACCUUCUGGUAGCUGUUCAGGCAUUGUCGUAUUUGUUGCUGCUUGACUAUUAUUUUUAUUUGUUUGUACGGAUUCCAGUAAAUACCAUUGAGCUAGUUAACUAAGCUUAUAAAGCAGCGAUAAAUAAUGCUUAGUAACGCAAAGACAAAAGGAUCGGGUACGUGGUCGACACCCUGGUGUCAUGCAGAUAGGUUCUCUUCUCACACACUGACUAUCUCCUGUAUAUUUUGUGGUCAAGUUCAUGUUAUCAGAUAGUCCUAUUCGGACAUCUGCCUGUAUAAUUUACCUGUGAUAUGAAAGCACCAAACAGAAGAUUUUGGAACUUGUUAAAACGGAAACUACCCGGUGUAUCUCUGAUUGACCAGCGUGGAGAACAUGCUGGUGACGUGUGAGAGCGUCACUUAACGUCUGCUCACAGGCCAUGUUCUUCUGGCUAACCCAGUCAAAACAUUAAUUUCAAAUUUGGUAGCAAGCUAAGAGAGCAUAGAGUCGUCAUUACUUUGUUUUAAAUACCGUAGAUUUUUUUAAAAAAACGAAAGUCGCAUAUUCCUCGAUAUAUGACAUCAAUAGAAGACCCGACAAAUAGGAACGAACGUUUGGCAAGGCAUAAAUAUUGUAGACAGUUUGCAAAUAUUGGUCAAACCUUCCUCCCUCGUUGCACUUCUAACAAAAGACUUCUAAUGGAGCCUCGUGAGGUACUUCACACAUUUACAGCCACACUUUGCUGGAUUUUGUUUGCUCUCAUUUUUCUCAUCUCAAACGCCCACUUAAAUCAUGGUGGCGUAGCUUAGUUCUUAUGAAGGAUUUGCAACUUUAUAUUUAUUUAAAAAUAUUUUAUGAUUUUUUUUUUUUAGAGAUUUUUAUGUCCACGUUGAUGCCAAACUGAAGUUGAGGUUGACAGUCUGUUCUCUUAAAAGCUUUUUGUGACUGUUGCUUGUCGUGUAUCUCAUUUUUCCUUCAUAUUACUGGACUCCUCUGUUUAGUUUAACGCUUAAAAAAAACAAGUAUUGUUGAUUCAUUUAUUUUCCCGUGUCGAUUUUGCUUAUGCUUGGUGUCCUGGUUAGACUGGUCAUAAAGGGCUUCCAUCUACUUGUGAUUCUUGAGCUGUGUGCGGCGUCUGCACAUUUUAUUUGAUAUUAUCAUUAAUAAUAUUAUUAUUUCAUUUAAAUGUCUAUACUAGAGACUCAUUUGUUUCCGAUGUUCCAACUAGAGACUGCAGAAUUGCCCUGAAUGCGUAUUCCGGGCUGCAGGCGGCCGGUCCAUCUCUACCUCUUUCCAUAACCACAGCCACCUGGUUGUCCACUACAGCAUCUCUCAUGCCACAGAAAUACGCGAAAUGAAAACGUCGAAGGGAGACGGUUGUGGAAGGUUUGGGCUUGCUUUAGUCUUCUUGCAAUGCUCUUUUUUUUUCAAAUAGAAAUGAUCGGGAAAGAUGUCCCAGGGAGGUCCUGAGAGUUUCUUCAAUGGAGCCUGUCGGGGUGGCGGGGAGAAGGCUUUUUAUUCCAGACACCAGAGGAGCUGGACUCGUACAAACUAGUGUAACAGUGUGUGAAAAUGUAGGUGACAUGUUCAGCUUCAGCCCUGUCCUCUGUCCUCUCCCUACUUCAACUACCAUCCCUCCCUCUCGGCGGUCCUACGAGUACAUACACAUGCUAUUGAUGCUGUAGGAGACGAAGACACCAUCCCCGUUAAUCGCGAACUAUUACUUUUCGUCUUAUCAUCAUUACAGCCCGCAGCAGUGGUCCCCAGCGGCCUCGAGCUGCUUGUGAUAUUGCGGCACGCGCACCCCCCGGGCCACCUGAACAAUGGCCGCCUUCCAUUAACUCCCCCUCCUCCUCCACUCCCCCGCAUAUCACGUGUGCAAAACACGACUCGAGUGUUGGCCGCGUACAUUGUUCCUCCUGGUCAUUUCCACCGUCAUCACCAGCACCGAUGAUGAGGGAAUCAUGGGGUAGGGUGGGGGAGCUGGGCUCCGAGUUGUCUGCCUUGACGUAAGUGAUCUUGUCGACGUCCUGGCAAUCAAGUCCGGGCUGGCAUGCGCGAGGGGGGAAUGGAAUGCACGCCGAAUGUUCCAGCAUCUUCUAGUUGACCACGGCGUCGAGAUGUUGAAGGAAUGUUAUUUCAUGAAGCAGCCACAGGCGAAAUGCCGAGAUGGCGUGUCUGAAACCGAUGUCAACAAUAAACAUUCUUCUGAUAAUCACUUUCGAAGAUAGACAGAUGGGAAAGGAGUAGUGAGGGGGGAUUGUAUUGGGAGUAAUAAAGACAACAGAGAGACGUGGACGUUCUGUGCAUGAGAACACUCUAGUGAUUCUUGUUGGCUGACUGGCUAUCUCGUGGUCCAGGGCUCAGCGCCGACUGGAGGGGACGUGCGUCUGCUAACACCGAGAUAAGAUCGGCGGAUAGUCACGGUAAUGGCGGCUGAAAGGGCCGCGAGAUAAGUGGAGCCAGGAGCUGAUGUACUUGUCUACAGCACUGUCUUGAUAGCGUCACACGUUUCGUCAACGGCUUUACAAGUCGGGGAGUUUCUUUCAUCACUAAGAUAUCCGCUGCAUAAUACAACAUGAAGGCAGUGGUGGGCGUGCUUGCUCUCUCCCUCUCGUCUCAGACAGCAAACAACUCACACAGGGGUAGACAGAGAGGUCAACAAAAGGUUGCUCUGGUGGCGAACAUUACACCCAGGACAAAAGACCAACUGAUGAAGCCAUUUUGUUAGAUGAUCCAACAACACAUACAGAGUUGAAGACGCUCAAGUAGUCAUUCAAAUCUUUGAGGAUUGUUGUCAUGUUUUCAUUGCCAUCAUCAUGGUCACGAUCGUCUCAUUCAUUUUUAUAUCUUAUCUCGCCUGAUAUAUAAAUACAAACCAAAGGCUGAUGCUGAGACAAUCGGAAGUGUUUCUUGCUCAGUGUAUUAUUAUUAUUGUUAUUGAUCGUCGUGGUUGCAGGCUGUGUGCUCAUCUAUAUGAACUGCAGUCUAAUCUUUAUUUGGAAAUCUGUAUACGCACUCUUCGUUGUGUGUUUUCUCCAAUAGAACGAAAGAGCCAGUGAAACAAAUAUUAACAAUUAGAAACUUAUUAGUGCUAUCAAGACACUUUCUUAACUACUUUGUCAGAUAAAAAAAUGGCAAACCAGAAGCGAAAACAAAUCACAUGAUGGCAAUUUUUACUUUCAGCUGUGGAACCGCGUGCGUGGCCGUUUAAUGGCAACCUGUUUAUCCAAAGGAUUUCUUCACAUGUAGAAUUAAUUUCAAAAUAUUUGAUGAUGACCGUUAGACGCCGAACCUACAUCGUGAGGAUCGGCGAUCUUUACUAUGUUUGGAGGAUUCCUUCCUCGAGGUCCAGUUUCUGGAUCGAGGGUCUAAAGGUUCAUAAAUGUGUGAGAUCGCCGCUAGAAUAUCCACCCUGGACCUUACCCGAGAUUGUCCGGUCUGUGAUUGUUUGAGGGUCGCCAGGUCACCAACGGCCUUCAGUCUGUAUGUAUAUCAUUGUUUCAUGGCGACUCAUCUCUUCAUAGGUCACUGUUUGCAGACUCGAGGACUGAAACAGCCUAUACUGAUUUGUUAAACCUUAAAGUGCAAGAUGGUUUAGUUUUAAUUAUGGAUGUCAUAAGUGAAUGAGAAGAGAGCAUAAAGUCUUUGGCAUUUA